Molecule: messenger RNA, 861 nt
Organism: Aspergillus terreus NIH2624
Lineage: Eukaryota; Fungi; Ascomycota; Eurotiomycetes; Eurotiales; Aspergillaceae
Product: alpha/beta fold hydrolase
Exons: 1
Coding region: 1-861 (286 amino acids)
Molecular function (GO): hydrolase activity
Source: RefSeq, a predicted model, not a curated record
AUGACACCAAAAUGGCAAACCACACGCCUCCUCCACGGAGUCCGAGCCAUAGUCGGCGGCCAAGGUCCCCCUGUGAUUCUCAUUCCAGGCUGGCCACAAACAGUAGAGGCAUUUAGCGACAUCUUCGAGCCCCUUUCGAAGCAUUAUCAGUUUUUCGCUCUCGACCCCCCGGGCUUGGGGGAUUCCCUUCCUCCCGUGGAUGGCUACGAUACCGCGAAUGUGAGCAGAGUCAUGGCCGAAGCGAUUCACGAUGUCGUGAAGGAGACACCGUACCAUCUUGUUGGCCAUGAUGUGGGUGGAUGGAUUGCUUAUCCUUGGGCUGCUCAAUUCCAAUCGCGAAUCAAAUCGCUCAGCAUCCUCGACGCCUCUGUGCCGGGCUUCCUGCCCCAGCUUCAGUUUCCGUUGUCUCGUCAGACCAACUUGCGUCUUUGGCAGUUCUCAUUCAACGCGCUUCCUGAAUUGCCUGAAAUUCUGACUCGUGGUCGUGAGCGAGAGCUGCUGACCUGGUUUUUUAAUUUGAAGACGGCUCAUGCAGAUGGUCUACCCAAAGAUCAGUUGGAACGCUAUAUCCAAGCCUAUUCAAGGCCCGGAGCGAUGAGUCGGGGGUUCGAGUAUUACCGGGCUUUCGAAACAAGUGCACAACAGAACCUAGAAUAUGCAAAGACACCACUUGAUAUCCCGGUCUUAGCUCUAGGAGGUGCCGGCUCCGUCGGCUCGAAUAUGAUUCAUUUGGUCCAAAACUUCGCGAACAACGUCUCCGGGGGCGCGAUUGAUGACUGCGGGCACUUUCUCCCCGAAGAGCAACCGUCUGCUGUCGCGCAGAGACUGCUGGAGUUUUUGGAGGCAAACCAAACAGAGUGA